AUGGGCUGCGCGCAGUCGUCCGAAGCGAUCCGUCCCAACAUGUUCCAGACAAAGCUCUGCAUGCACCACAAGACGCCGUGGAUGGACGUGUAUCGCAACCUCGGUGAGCUGGGCAGAGGAGCCUUCGGUGUCGUCGAGAAGGUCGAGCACCUCAAGACCCACAAGCACUACGCGAUGAAGACCGUGAGGUUCGAGUCUGGCAGCAAGCGCCACGAAUUCGAGCGGGAGAUGGACAUCCUGCGAGUCCUGCACCACCCGAACAUCGUGCGCAUGCUCGAGACUUUCGAGGACGACCACCACUUCUACAUCAUCAUGGAGCUCAGCCCUGGCGGCACGCUACUGGACCGCGUGAAAGCUCGCGGCAAGGAGUUCCCGGAGGACGAAGUGAAGGACAUCACGCGGAACUUGGCGUCGGUCAUUCAGUACUUGCACUCGCGCAACAUUUGCCACCGCGACCUGAAGCUCGAGAACAUCUUGGUUGAAACUUUGGACAACGGUGGCCACAUCAAACUUUGCGAUUUUGGCGCCAGCACUCUCUACAAGAUGGGAGCUAGUAUGCGGAAGGUUCUGGGCUCGGUUGUGUACAUGGCUCCGGAAGUGCUCGAGGGCAACUACAGGGAGUCAUGUGAUAUGUGGAGCCUGGGUGUGAUCAUGUACAUGCUUUUAAGCAACAAGGCCCCGUUCUACGGCGACACCGAGGACGAACUCGUCGAGAGCAUCUUCGCAGGCGAAGUCUCUUACGCUGGCAAGGAAUGGGAUGCAGUCUCUCCAGAAGCCAAGGCAAUGCUCCACAAGCUCCUUCACACGACACCGACAGAUCGUUUCACCGCCGCGGAGGUCCUCGCUCACCCGUGGAUCAAGUCCAACGAGAAGACCAUCUUACCUGAAGUGUACGACGAGUUCAUUCCGCGCGUGAAAGCUUUCUGCAACUACACGCCUUUCCAGCGAGCAGCUCUUGUAGCUGUGGCAUUCUGCAUGUCGUCGGCGCGAGUUUCCCUUCACGCAGCUGUGUACAACGAGCUCAACGUGGCCCACAACGGCGAGUUGACACUCCAGGAGCUGUACAUGGCGCCAGCUCUCAUGCGCUUCCAGCUUGACAUGGAGAAGAUCGCCACCGCGCUCGACCAGCAGAACGAGAACGGCAUCAACCUCCUCGAGUUCAUUGCCGCUACUUUGAGCCCCGAAGACGCGGCGGAUGAGGAGCUGCUGCUUUCUGCCUUCCACGUAUUGGAUCGCUCUCACCGUGGCGCCAUCACGAAGGAGGAUCUGAAGGCGCUUCUGGGCCAGCACUUUGACAUUGCAGCGUGUCAGGAGAUGAUCAAGAAGGCCGACGCGGACAAGGACGGCAAGAUCAACUUUGACGACUUCGUCAAGAUGAUGAAGCUGCCCACCAGCCUCAGUGGCAAGGCGAGCAGAGCUUCACUCGCUCAGAGACGCACCUCUGAUGUGGGAGCCCGCCGUUUAUCGGGUGCCUCCGACGCCGAGCCUGUCGUUCCUCGCCGCAGUGUGUCGAGUGCUGGAGCGAACACUAUUGAGCCGGUCACGAAGGAGGCACUGCAGAAGAUUGAGUCGAUGCGGACUGAUCUGACCAAAGAGCCCAUCGCUGAUCCUGUGGCGCCGGAGACGGUCGAGGUGCAGCUUCCUGAAUCUACUGCCUAA
This is a messenger RNA of Phytophthora sojae, 1659 nucleotides long. RefSeq lists its product as hypothetical. The coding region runs from base 1 to 1659 and encodes 552 amino acids. Gene Ontology annotation, biological process: protein autophosphorylation; peptidyl-serine phosphorylation; intracellular signal transduction. The record is from RefSeq and is a predicted model, not a curated record. Gene Ontology annotation, cellular component: cytoplasm; nucleus. Gene Ontology annotation, molecular function: ATP binding; calmodulin binding; calcium-dependent protein serine/threonine kinase activity. NCBI's taxonomy places the organism in Eukaryota, Oomycota, Peronosporomycetes, Peronosporales, Peronosporaceae. The transcript is spliced from 7 exons.